Messenger RNA from Thamnophis sirtalis, 1621 nucleotides. The record is from RefSeq and is a predicted model, not a curated record. Lineage: Eukaryota; Metazoa; Chordata; Lepidosauria; Squamata; Natricidae.
AUGAGGAUUAAAGAAUGGUUCUUUGCUUCAAAGGAAGUCCCAAGUGAUAAAGGAGAAGAUGGGAGAUGGCCCUGUGUCUCACCAGAAGAUUCACAAAUGAAGCCUGAAGAUUCCGGAAGAAGUAUCCCCAAUUCAAAACUUGUAUCAGUAAGGUGGUAUCUCAGCAUCACACCAGGCCUGAGCAAAAAGUCACCCAAAGGAAAAGAAAUAACAGCUGAAACCUUCAUGGAGAAAUUGGAUAAUGGUGCUUUGCUCUGUCAGCUAGCAGAGACUUUACAGGAGAAAUUUAAAGAAAACUGCAUUGAAAUCAAGUUUGGGAAGAAAAUGCCAGUGAGAAAAAUUCCCUGCAAAGCCAAUGCUCCAUCUGGGUCUUUUUUUGCACGGGACAAUACAGCAAAUUUCCUAUCUUGGUGCAGAGAUGUGGGAGUGGAUGAUACUUGUCUCUUUGAAUCUGAAGGGUUGGUCCUCCACAAGCAGCCCAGAGAAGUGUGCCUUUGUUUGCUUGAGCUUGGAAGGAUUGCAGCCAGGUUUGGUGUAGAGCCUUCUGGAUUGAUAAAGCUGGAGAAAGAGAUUGAACAAGAAGAGACACUUUCAACUCCUCUUCCUUCUCCUUCCCCUUCCCCGACAAAGUCACCUGGCAAAAAGAGCACAGGAAAACUUCUGGAUGAUGCAGUCAAACAUAUUUCUGAAGACCCUCCUUGUAAAUGCCCUAGUAAAUUUUGUGUGGAGCGCCUUUCUCAGGGAAGGUAUAGAGUUGGAGAGAAGAUCCUUUUCAUCAGGAUGCUGCACAACAAACACGUAAUGGUUCGUGUAGGAGGAGGAUGGGAGACAUUUGCAGGAUACUUGCUGAAGCAUGACCCCUGCCGAAUGCUGCAAAUAUCUCGGGUGGAUGGCAAAACUUCCCCCAUCCAGAACAAGUCUCCAACCAUCAAGGACCUGACUCCAGACAGCUACCUGGUGGUUUCUGCUCAUUACAAAACCAAAAAAGAGAUUAAGUGAAAUUGCCUUCUCAUUUCUUUGGGGGACUUGGUAUAUGUAGACCCACGCUAUUCUUCCUGUGUAGUCAAAUUAGUUGAUGCUUUGAAAGGACUUCUGGACUUAACAUGCAGACUGGAAAUGGCAACCCAUUUCAUGGAUUGUUGAACUGUAGAACUAUUUAUUUCUAGUACUGUACCUUUUCAUAGCAAGUUACUCUUGGUAGGUUAAUUACGAAAACCAGAUAUGUUUUUUAAAGACAGACAUAUUUUUAGCCUAAUUAUUACUCCAUGAAUGUACUCGUAGGAUGAUUAAAAGAAUAUGGAUCAUGUUAGAAAAGUGAAAUGGGACAAAUUUGAUUGAAAAAAGCAGUAGGUAUGAUUCCCAAUAAUUUGCCACAGCAAAGAAUACUAUUCAGUACUAUAAACUGGGAAUAUUCAGUUUAGUAAAGAAAGAAAGCAUGGGUGGGGAAGAAUAAUGUAAUGGGAAAACCAUCUGUCUUUGGCUCUGGAGAGCGAAUAUAGAUUGAGAUUGUCUUGGUAACAUUUCGGCGAGGUCUCACUCGCCAUCUUCAGGCUGGUGUUUGUCUAUAUAGCUUCCCAGAAAUUCAGGAUUCAUAUACAUACAUACAUACAUACAUACAUAC